Parnassius apollo (apollo) is the source of this 333-nucleotide messenger RNA. The record is from the annotation of a GenBank genome assembly. NCBI's taxonomy places the organism in Eukaryota, Metazoa, Arthropoda, Insecta, Lepidoptera, Papilionidae.
AUGCAUAGAAUCCAAACAGGUGGUGGACCAACAAAUCCAAAGAAAGAAGAUCCUCUAGAUUCCAAAAUCAUAUCAUUAAUUAGAACAAGUGCUGUUGGGCUUUUCAACCAUUUUGACAAUUUUGAGACUGAACUUAAUGAAAUUCAAAAGACUGGGAUCGACUCGAACAAAGUAUUAAUGCAGGAUUGGAGUGAUUAUACUCCCGAAACGUUAAGAACUCCUGUUGCAAAACCUCUUCAGAAAAAAAUUAAAACUGAGCUAUUAUUGUUGGAGUUAAGACAAAAACAGAGUGAAUAUCAAGAAGAGAACAAGGAAAAUUCAGAGGAAAUGUAA